Messenger RNA from Saccharomycodes ludwigii, 4794 nucleotides. It is a transcript of the gene IRC20, whose product is annotated as E3 ubiquitin-protein ligase IRC20. Lineage: Eukaryota; Fungi; Ascomycota; Saccharomycetes; Saccharomycodales; Saccharomycodaceae. The transcript has a single exon. Bases 1 to 4794 code for a protein of 1597 amino acids. Gene Ontology annotation, biological process: DNA damage response; protein polyubiquitination. The record is from RefSeq and is a predicted model, not a curated record. Gene Ontology annotation, molecular function: ATP binding; ATP-dependent chromatin remodeler activity; ubiquitin protein ligase activity. Gene Ontology annotation, cellular component: nucleus.
AUGGAUUAUAAUACCAAUAAUAAAAAAUUAAUUAUAAAUAUAUCGGAUUAUGAUCUUUCUUUAAAUAUACCACCCCUUGGUCCAAUUACAAACCAAAAUCUUCAAAAUAAAAAUAAAAAUCUUACUGAGCACUAUACCUCUAGUAAUUGUGGCAAAACUAAAUCUGAUAAAAAAUUAGUUUAUCAACUAAUAUUUAAGCAUGAAUUAAAUACACAUGGGAAUAAAAAUGAUAUUGAGUGUAAUGCCACCUACAAUAAUGCACAUGUAGAUGUCUCCGAAUCGAAUUUAAAAGUCUUCUAUAAUGAAGAUGAUGGUCAUAUAUCUCCAAUUUUGACUUUCUCCUUGGAUCAAUUAAGUUCUUCUGUUACUUCUAUGAUAGAUUUACUUAGAAAUAAAACAGGACUAAGAAAACAAAAGCAACAACAUCCCGGAUCUGCUAUCUCUAGAAUUAGCAACACUGCUACAAGGAGAGGAAGGAAAAAAAGAAAAAUCACAACUUUUGUUGGUAAUAUGGAUCCUAAUAACAUCAUACGUGCAGCAAAAUAUAAAGAUUUAUCUGUGAAUUCUUUGAUUAAAAUUAACGUAAAGCAACGCAAUAAUUGGACGCUGAUAAUAGAUAUAUAUUUAAGUUAUAGAGAAAAUGAUUUUAACGCUUUUACAAAAGAUACUCAAAAAAUUUUCAACACUUAUAUAUUUGAUACUGUUCAUCCUGUAACCGAUAUCACGUUUGCUGGUUCAAGAGAGUCGUUUGAGAUGAAAGUUAUUGAGUAUACAAAAAAUAUUACUAAAAAAAUAAAAAAAAUUAACGAGUCUAAUAUCGAUUUUAAUAAAAUCAAGCCGUUAGAACUAUAUCCUUUCCAAAAGGAGACGGUUUUGUGGAUGUUAAACAAGGAACUAUAUAGCACAUCAGUUAACGACGACAAGAUAGACAAGAAUGCAAUUUUGAGUUACUUAAAUAGGAACUUGUGUUUUGGUUAUGUGGACAUCCCUAAUAUUGGAUAUUGGAAUAAAUAUACAAAUUAUCUUUUAUCUUACGAUCAAGGAUUGGCUUUUUUUAAAGAAUACAAUGAAUCAUGUUCAACUAUUCACAAUUCAAACAAAGUCGAUGCUGAAGUACCACAUGGUGCACAAGGUUUGUUAUCUGAAGAAAUGGGGUUGGGUAAAACAAUUGAAAUAUUAUCCUUAAUUUUAUUGAAUAAGAGGAAUUCUCGGGUUACCGGCCCUAGUAAAAGUAAUUUACAUAAAGCUAAAACUACAUUAAUUGUGUGCCCUGAUAGUAUUUUGAAUCAAUGGAUUGAUGAAAUUGAGGACCAUAGUUAUAACAACACACUUUCCAUUUAUCACUAUCCAGGGUUUAAACAACUUUCUAGAACUUUUGAUAAGGAUAAACUAAGUGCAAACGAUAUUUCAUUAAAGUUACUGGAAUAUGAUAUAAUUAUUACUUCAUAUUCUGUUCUAUCUUCAGAGGUUCAUUAUACAAACUUUGCCACACAUAGAAACAGAAACGUGCAUAAUUAUAGCGACACUGUUAAAACAAAUGAUAAGAAAAGGCAUGAUAUAAAAUAUGACUAUUCAUCACCCUUAGCCCUAAUUAACUUUUGGAGAAUUGUAUUAGACGAAGUCCAAAUGUUGGGCAGAUCUUUAACUGGAAAUAUUAUUAGAUGUUGCAAUGAAAUAUCAAGAGUUCACACUUGGGGCAGUUCGGGCACUCCAGUAUCCACUAUAACAAAAGUUACGCAUAUCGGCAACAACGAUAGGGCUAACGCUGGGGCUGGCACCAUUGCCAAGGAUUUGGCAAUGAUUUUAUCUUAUUUGCAAUUUAACCCCUUUAUGGAUUCGCCCAACUUAAUUAAUAAAAUGCUUAAAUUGCAGUAUCCUAUAUGCGCCGAAUUGACCCAAUUUUUCAUUGAUAACGACUUAUGUAUCAGGCAUACUAAACUAAAUGUAUCUGAUCAAAUAAAUAUUCCGAAACAAUAUCAGUAUUUGAUACCAUUAGCUUUAGGACCAAUUGAACAAGACCAUUAUACAAGUUGUUGGACAAAGUUUUUAAACGAGGCUGGUUAUGACAAUAAUGGUAAUAGCACUCGUAGUAAUAGUAACGAUCAGAUGGUUGAUUUAAUGACUAUGAAUAAGUGGUUGUCUUUAUUACUUAAUGAGUGUCAGAUGGGAUUGAUUAAUCUAACCAAGAAAAAAACGUUACUUAAAACCAAGAGUGGCAUCAAUAUCAAAGAAGAUCAUGAUGAGUUACUAGAUAUGAAUUAUAUGGAUGAUAUUUUGGAUAUAAUGAAGGCAGCUGUUAGUAAAAAAAUACAAUCCUUGUUGAGAGCUAAUUUUUUAGUGCAAAUACAAAAGGGUAAAAUUAUGUUGGAGCUUGAAAAUAAGCCCGUUAUGGCAAUACAGAUUUUUAAAAAAAUACUUGAACAAAUUUUGAAACUUAAUAUUGCUGGUGGUAGUAGCAGUACUGCUACUACUACUACUACUACUACUACUACUACUACUACUACUACUACUACUACUACUACUACUACUAACAAUGACAAUAAUAAUAACAAUACGGAUCAAGAGCUUUUGGGGGAUUUUAAAGAACAGUUACACCAAUGCUACUUUUUCAUAGCUACAGCCUAUUACUAUCUGGGGAGUAAAAAACUUGAAGAAUUUAAUGAUGUAAACAAUAAAAACACUAGCGGUGAUUCUAUUUUUAAUGAUAAAGAUUUGAUGUCAAUUAUUUAUAAGUACCAAAAUUUUGAAAAAAUGUAUUACGAAAAGGCAGAGCUAAUAAGAAGAGAAAUUUUGAAGGAAAAAAUAGAUAAAGUUGUUGAAGAACAGAAAAAUAUCGAUGACCCCGCCUUUAUUACUAAAAAUAAUAAUAUUAUCUAUGAGUUACCAUUGACUCUAUUCCCUUCGCAGCAUAAAAAAGAUUUUUCAUCAAAUGUAACCACUUUUAAUAUUUUCAAAACAUUGUGUCUUAUCUACGAUGUUUUGGAUAAACAAGCUAUUAUGGUGAAUAAGUAUCUAAAAGAGGUUAAAGAUCUCUUAGCACAUCCAAUCAUAUUCAUUGAAAAUGAAAAUGAAAGUGCAAAUGAAAAUGAAAAUGAAAGUGCAAAUGAAAGUGCAAACACUGACGAUGAAAAGGCCAAAGAAUAUGAAAAUUCGUUGGAUAUGCAAGACAAGGUAUUUGCAUUGUUUGAUUGUGUGGAAAAGAUACUAGCCAAUAGAAUAAAUAUACUAUCUACUGAAAAUAAUGGUGUCACUUCACUAGCGAAUAGUAAAAAUAUGCUACGUGCAGACAUUAUCCAACAAAGAUCCAAAUUGCAUAGAGAAAUGCUAAAAACAUUGCCUUUAUUGGAAGGUGAAUCAUUGAAACAAACCUAUUUAAAACUACAAAACGUUAAAAUGAUAAAAAAAGUGACAUUAAAUACCACCACUACUGAUAAUAAUAUCGAUGAUAGUAAUAUUGCUACAGAAAGCGAUUUUGAGACUUACUUGUUUUCGUAUUCUAAGGAACUACCUGCACUAAUGCAAGAUGUACAAAAGUUGAAAAAUUAUAUCAAAUCCUUAAAUACCGUGUACAAUGCCAAGGUUGAAUAUUAUAAGCAUUUACAAAAAAUUUCAGAUAGUUUGGUGAGCAUUGUUGAAUUGGAUGAGAGGAUGCAAGCAAAAAUCAAAAUGAACGUCAAAAAAAGUGAUGAAAUAGUUAAAAAAAAUACAACUAAGAUUAAUAAUUUGAGAGCCAGGUGUAAAUAUUUAAACACAUUGCAAAAAAUAAAAACUGAAAUCACUGACAAUGGCAAAAAGUUUAAGUGUAGUAUAUGCUUUGGCUCUAUUAAACUUGGUGCUAUUUUAAAAUGUGGUCAUUUUUUCUGUCAAGAAUGUGCAGAGAGUUGGCUAAGACACCAUUCUACUUGUCCUAUGUGCAAACAAACGACAGUUUUAGAGGAAAUCUAUAAAUUUAAAUUUCAAGUUGAGGAAAAGUGUAACAAUAGCAUUGCAGAUAACUUAAAUGGACAGUCCCGUGAGUUACAUGAUAGGCCAAAUGCAGAAAAUACCCUAGACAAUAGCAAUGCGAAAUCUCAGGAUUUUUAUUUUGGUGGAUAUAUGAAAUUUAAAAAUUUACCUGAAAUAUUGAAUCUCAACAUAAAACAAAGAUUUGGAACAAAAUUAGAUGCUAUUGUUAAAAUGGUUACAUACCUAUUAUUAAAUUAUGAAAAUAACACUUGUACCGCUGAUGGAAAUAUACCACCACCGCAAAUUUUAAUUUAUUCGCAUAAUGUUACAUUUUUAGAUUGCUUAUCCCACAUUUUAAGUUUCAAUUCAAUUAAUCAUCGUAAUGUUUCUGCGGUCAGCAGCAAGGUAUUCAACAAGUUGGUAGAAUUGUUCAGAAAGGAUAGCACCAUAUCUUGUUUGUUGUUAGAUUCUAAAAGACAAGUGAGUGGGCUAACUUUAGUGAAUGCAACAAAUAUUUUUCUGGUUGAACCGAUUUUAAAUAGAAGCGAUGAAUUGCAGGCUAUCAAUAGGGUUUCUCGUUUUGGUCAAAAAUAUAAUACAUUUGUCUGGCAAUUCAUGAUCAAGGAGUCUGUUGAAGAAAGCAUUAUAAAAUACAAAUACAACUUAGAACAGCAGUAUUAUAAUGUAGAAACGUCACUGAAUGAUAAAAACACUAAGUUACCUGCGGUAUUAGAUAAUAGCAACAAUAAAAAAAAUAAAGGACUUUAUAGCAAUGGUAAAAGUAAAGCGGAUUCGCCAUUGUAUAUGGUUGAUAAAACACAUAUCUGGCAUUGUUUCUUUCAGAAAUGA